UAUAAAACUGCCUUAAAGCUUAAACCAUAGCGUUCAUAUUAUUUUCGCCACCGAUAUUAACACACUUCCUCAUUCUCUCCCAAAUCCGCUUCUUCUUCCUCUGUCUGUGCUUUCUUCCAACCAUGAUUUUUUCAAGGAUUGGGCGCUCACUCUCGCGCUCUUCACGCGCCAAAGAAUAUUUGCGCGGUGAUGCGAAAUUGGGAACCCUUCUCGGAGCUACGCGAACGAAUGUGCAUUCACAAGGAACAGAAUUGGGAUUAGGGUUUUUCAGGGGAUAUGUUGCUCAUGCUAGAGCUCGUGGAAAGGGAAUCCUUUCCAGUUUGCCUGAUUUUAAUUGUGUUCCGGCGAACCCUAAGAUUCAUUACCGGUUGUUUUUCAGCGAAAGAUCUAAGAAGAAUAAAGAGUCAGAGACAAAUAGAGAUGAUCAUGGAAAUGUUAACUUUUUUCCCUUUAAGCAACCUUUUAUCUCUUCUUUGGUGAUGGCGCUAAUCACGGUUGCAUGGUUUUAUCGUCCUGAAGGGCAACAGAUUAACUUUCAGGAGUUUAAAUAUGAGCUUUUGGAGCCACGUUUAGUAGACCAUAUUGUUGUGUCAAUAAAUAAGUCAAUUGCCAGAAUAUACGUGAGGAAUACUCCACGUAACCAAACAGACAGUGAAGUUGUCGAAGGAACCCUCCCCGCGAAGGGAACUGGUGGGCAGUAUAAAUUUUAUUUCAAUAUUGGAAGUGUGAAAUCUUUUGAGGAGAAAUUAAAAGCAGCACAAGAAGAACUAGGCCUUGAACCCCAUGAUUAUGUUCCUGUUACAUAUUCUUUUGAAGAGGAUUGGGAGCAGGAGUUGAUGAGUCGAACGGUAGCAGCAGUCUUUUUGGGUCUGCAAGUUCAUGGAUGAAGGGUGAGAGCAAAGUUGAUGGCAAAUGCAACUGUGGUAUGGACGUGGUUCUCCUUUAGUUUGGCACAGCUACUAAUUCUGGGAGAUGGGUUAUUAGUUGUCCUUAAUGGAAGGUACGUACAAGGUUAAUCUAUUUUUUUCAUGGUGCUGGGGUUUUGUUGAUACCUUGGGUUUAUGUUGUUUUCAUUUGCAGACAAAGGAUUGCCAAUACUUUGUAUGAGAUUGAUGAGAUUGAAGGAGAAUGAAUAGG
Messenger RNA from Arachis stenosperma, 1137 nucleotides. Its product is annotated as ATP-dependent zinc metalloprotease FTSH 3, mitochondrial-like. The transcript has 5 exons. Gene Ontology annotation, molecular function: ATP-dependent peptidase activity; zinc ion binding; metalloendopeptidase activity. Bases 123 to 887 code for a protein of 254 amino acids. NCBI's taxonomy places the organism in Eukaryota, Viridiplantae, Streptophyta, Magnoliopsida, Fabales, Fabaceae. Gene Ontology annotation, cellular component: m-AAA complex; chloroplast thylakoid membrane. The record is from RefSeq and is a predicted model, not a curated record. Gene Ontology annotation, biological process: mitochondrial protein processing; protein-containing complex assembly.